AUGGCCGAUCAGUUAGCAAGGGCAGAGGAUUUCGAGAAGAAAGCUGAGAAGAAGCUCAGCGGUUGGGGCUUAUUCGGUUCAAAAUUCGAAGAUGCCGCCGAUCUCUUCGAUAAAGCCGCCAAUUCGUUCAAACUCGCUAAAUCAUGGGACAAAGCGGGAUCUACAUACGUUAAGUUGGCGAAUUGUCAUUUGAAGUUGGAAAGCAAGCACGAGGCUUCACAGGCUUAUGUUGAUGCUGCACAUUGCUAUAAAAAGACUAAUAUAAGUGAGGCUGUAUCAUGCUUAGACCAUGCUGUGAAUCUUUUGUGUGAUAUUGGCCGGCUCUCUAUGGCGGCUAGAUAUUUGAAGGAAAUUGCAGAGUUGUAUGAAUCCGAACAAAAUAUUGAGCAGGCUGUUGUUUACUAUGAAAAGUCAGCUGAUUUUUAUCAAAGUGAAGAGGUGACAACUUCUGCAAAUCAGUGCAAGCAGAAAGUGGCCCAAUUCGCUGCUCAGCUGGAACAAUAUCAGAAGUCGAUUGAGAUUUAUGAAGAGAUCGCACGCCAAUCUCUAAAUAAUAAUUUGCUGAAAUAUGGAGUUAAAGGCCAUCUUCUUAAUGCUGGCCUUUGCCAACUGUGCAAAGGGGAUGUUGUUGCCAUAAACAAUGCAUUAGAAAAAUACCAGGAAUUAGAUCCAACAUUUUCAGGAACACGUGAAUAUAGGUUAUUGGCGGAUGUUGCUGCGGCAGUUGAUGAAGAGGAUGUUGGAAAGUUUACUGAUGUUGUCAAGGAAUUUGAUAGCAUGACUCCUCUGGAUUCUUGGAAGACAACCCUUCUUUUAAGGGUGAAGGAAAAGCUGAAAGCCAAAGAACUUGAAGAGGAUGAUCUUACAUAA
This is a messenger RNA of Lathyrus sativus (Indian pea), 870 nucleotides long. The record is from the annotation of a GenBank genome assembly. Lineage: Eukaryota; Viridiplantae; Streptophyta; Magnoliopsida; Fabales; Fabaceae.